UCUCACCAUACAACUCUAGUCCAGGCUUUCCCGAUUCCAUCGAAACCUCUCAUAUCAGGGAUCGGAGCAAUCGUGUCACUCAGGGAUCCCAGCGGCCACCAAUGACAGCUCCUUCCUCCGGACAGCUGCUGCAACACAUCGCCCGGGGCCGGAGAUCGCCUUCCCCCUCCUACUAGGCACGAUCCAUAGAGGGCUGGGAGCGCAUAUACACUGCGACCAUGACCGACAUCAGCAUCGACAGCUCCAAGCUGCCCGGAGUCAAAGAAGUUUGCCGUGAUUUUGCAGUGCUGGAAGAUCACAGUCUUGCACAUACCUUGCAGGAACAAGAAAUUGAACAUCAUCUAGCCACAAAUAUCCAGAGGAACCGUCUGGUCAAACAUGACCUACAGGUGGCCAAACAGCUUCAAGAAGAGGAGGAACUCAAAGCACAAGCCAAGGAUAAGCACCGUCACAAUGAACUUGAAGAUUUAGAUAGUGAAAUAGCUCAGGAAAUUCAAGAAAAGCUGGUGAUUGAAGCAGAAAGCCGACGCAGACAAGAGGAGAAAGAUGAGGACAUUGCACGAUUAUUGCAGGAGAGAGAAGAAAAAAGGAAAAAGAAGCAUUACCCUCCACAUGCCGCUGAAGAGCCGUAUUAUCCUGACCAUGGAGGUAAUAGGCCAAAAGGACACCGAGAUGGUCCUCAAGGAAAACUUUGCGUAGGUGGAAGAAUCCGUGAUGAAGAUGAUGCUGAGAUUGCUAGAAGGCUUCAGGAAGAAGAGCUGAAGGUCAACACUGUGGAUUACAAAGCUGCACAAAUGGCACAAGAUGAAGAAAUAGCCCGUUGGUUAAUGGAAAAAGAGGAAAAAUCUUAUAAGAAAACUAAAGGUCGGAAAAGGUCAGAUGAUCAGGAGCUAAGUACACAUGAACAUGUUCGACCACGGUCAAAGGAUGAUUAUCAGCGCUCCAAAAGUGACAAACCAUACAGGCCUCUCCCUCCCCCUCCAGAUGAAGAUUACAAUGAAGAUCAAAGUAAUGAUUACACAAAUCGUAACUCCCACAGCUCACCCCGUCCCAGUUCAAAGUCUCAGUCCUCUCAUAAAGGUUCCCAUCACAGACCGUGAGACAUGUGUCCAUGGCAGUGAUGCUUAGAACCAUGCAGAACACCGGUGAGAAAGCAUCAAGGCAGUGUACUCUUCCCAUUGUCUUCCCUACAUGUGACAAACACUGUGCAGCAUUAUCCAGUUUCUGAGCAGCUGGCUAAAUUGGUAUUACAAAAACUGCAGCACUGUCAGUACAA
Messenger RNA from Nanorana parkeri, 1276 nucleotides. RefSeq names its product coiled-coil domain containing 50 (gene CCDC50). Gene Ontology annotation, molecular function: ubiquitin protein ligase binding. NCBI's taxonomy places the organism in Eukaryota, Metazoa, Chordata, Amphibia, Anura, Dicroglossidae. The record is from RefSeq and is a predicted model, not a curated record. Gene Ontology annotation, cellular component: cytoplasm. Bases 219 to 1100 code for a protein of 293 amino acids. The transcript is spliced from 11 exons.